This is a messenger RNA of Xiphophorus couchianus (Monterrey platyfish), 4918 nucleotides long. Its product is annotated as KIAA0825 ortholog. The record is from RefSeq and is a predicted model, not a curated record. The transcript has 20 exons. Bases 456 to 3878 code for a protein of 1140 amino acids. Lineage: Eukaryota; Metazoa; Chordata; Actinopteri; Cyprinodontiformes; Poeciliidae.
AGUAACCUCUUAGUCUUGCAAGUUGGUACGCUCCGUACAGCGGAAGUUUUCACAAAGCUACUUCCGGGUUGUUGUCACGGACGCUUUCAGUUCCCGGAAGUAACCAUAAAUAACAGGAUUAUCGCUGUGCUUGAAUAACGGGUGCAUGUUAGCUAAACCUUCACCAGAAUAAUUCAGCCAAGUUUAUCCCAGAGAGAUGCACGCAGUUUGCUGUCUGUCAACCGUAAUAUGUUUUUAAAAUUUAUAUUCAUAGUGAUAGCAACACAGUUUUCGAGGGAAUGAAACGAAAUGAUAUUUCAGGGUAACACAUUUCAUGUCUUCCUUUAGUAGUUUUGUUGCAGCUAUGAAUUACUGUCGCGGACAAAUAUAAACUGGAAGUAACUUCAGAUGUUGGGAACCGCUGCUGUAGAGGAUUAGCACGGAUUGGAUUUGCAAGGAGUUUGGAAGAGGGUAUCAUGGAAUGGCCGGGAGAAUUUCCUGAAGACCAUGCCUUUGUGGAGCUUCUGAUUCCAGGUGUUUGCAGUGAUGUGGACUUUGAACAGUUUCUGAAAGACACAGAAGAGAAACUGAGUCUCAAUGCCAGCAGCAUAGAGCAGCAUCUGAAGGAGCUCCAGGCCAAGAUGGGAGAUUUAAGAACAGGGGAUCGUCCACCCAGUCCCACAGAGGUCUUGCAGUGGUUCAACAUGAAAGCACAAAACUCCCUGAAGCCUCUUUCCACGGACAUUUUAGACUUCUUCAGAGCUCUGCAACAGUACCUUAAAUCAGAGGAAGAGGGGAAAGAAGAAGUGACACUUCAGCUCCUGCUGAAUCUUUCUGCCCAGUGUGGAGUCUAUUUUCCUUGCCCAUCCUCUUCUUCCUCUCUUCAUCCUCAUCUGCCUGGCUCCUCUGUCCACUCCAUACACACGAUCAAAGAUGACUCUGCAAUAGAGAUCCAAGAGGCGUGGGAUGCUGUGCGUCUCCAGCUGCGAAGGUUCCUGAUGGACCGGCUCUCAUGCUACACCUCAGGACCUCCUGGCUCUCCCCAGCUCUCCACCAUGACCAUCCUUGAGCGGGUCAACUGUUUUAAGCAGUUGCUUUUUCUCUACCCUGAAUGUGAAGUGGUCACAGAUUACCAGGGUUUGAAACAGCAGUACGUGCUUAGUAUCCUGCAUUCAAGCAUGAGCUCCAGCCCAGGUGGUGAGUCCGGCUUCGACAGACUAACGACGGGUUUCUGCAACGUGGUCCAACACGUGACUCAUGCUCUCACUGAGGAGCUCCAGGUCCUUUCAAGGGUAGUGGAGCCCCAGGUCGUCCUCGGCUUUUUAAACGUAGCUUACUUUGGUGCCAUCACCCAGGAAAUGACUUCCCAAAUGGAGAGAGAAUUUGAAACCGCUCAAAGAGACAACACAGCGCUGAGCAGCAAGAUAAAAAAAUACUCUGUAAGGUCCCGAGCAACUGUAGCACCAAUGGAGCUUCCUUUGAAAAGCAGGAGCUUCAGUUUGACCUCCCACCAACUGAGGGCAUUAACUCAGCUGGCUUGCAUCCUGCUAGGCUUUGAGAGAGAUGUGAGGGAGCUGGUCACUAACAUCACCUUCAUAAACUGCACAGGAGACACUCCAACUUUAAAAGGUAUUUUGAAAAAGUCUAAGGAGGAUUCAAGUUCGACAACAGAUGGCAGGAAACCCACCGUAGACAAACUUCACACCCCAGAGGCCCAGACUUUGGAGUUUAAUUGGAGGUUAGCUUUUAGUAGGCUUGUCCCACACAUGGAGCAUUGUGUUAAAGUGGUGCUGGAUGACGUCUGUGCCAAGAAUCUACAGCAAGAAGAGGUCUUGCAUUCUUCGGGACACACCUUGGUCACCAUAAGCCCCAUCGCUGACUUCUCUGUCAGCAACGAACAUCUUAAAGAAGACUUCUUUUACAAAGGCUCAGAGAGAGACACUCCUAAAAUGACAGCAAAGUUCUGUGGAGCAAUUCUGAUUGAGCUCGAUGCUUUGCUGCCACUGGCAGUAGCCUGCAGGGACACUUCUCUCCUGGGGGUGCGAUCAAGCUUUGUGGAAGCUUGUAGCAGAGCAGCAUUUGCCAUGCUGGGCCGUUUGCAGGAGAGGGCCCUGGAGGUACCGUCCUCUGCACCCCUGAAGAACCUGCCUGCUCUGCUUGCUUCCUGCAUUUAUGUGCAACAGCGACUAGAGCAUUACAAUGUCAUGCUGAAGGAUUCAAGUGCGGCUUCCGCUAAAAUAUCCCUGACUCUGCUACCAAUCCAGAGAUACCAGGAGGCAGUGGAGGCCUUAAGAGAGCAGCUGACCAGCUACUGCAUCCAGGUUUGCCUCACCUGUAUUCUUCAGGAUGCAGAGAGUCAUGACUGGGCUGACCCUAAACCCUUCUACGAGGGAGAGCGGUGUUCCUUCGCACUGCAGAUGUGGUUUUACUUCCUGUGUGGACUUCGCAGUGACCUGUGGUCAGUUCUUCCAUCAGAGCUAGCCAAGGAUGUGCUGGGAUAUGUGCUGGCAGAGACUUUGCAGUUGCUGGUGCGACGAUAUUCCAGAGUCCGUGCGUCGUACAAGAGACACUUGCAGAUCAGGUGUGACAUCACAGCAGUGCUGCUCUACGUGGAACACCUCAUGUGGAGUGUCAGUGAGAGUCCAGAGGAUGUGAUUCUGAUCAACCCUGCUUCAGAAAUUACCAUAAUAGGAGGUGGCUCUGACUGGCCGUACCAAAUCCACAACCUGUGCGACCAACUGCUGACGGUCCUCCUAGUUGUUACAGCGCCGAUAUCUUUUGUGCAUAGAUUGUUUAUGAAUAGUGCUUCAAAGGACUCAGCGCCGCGCCAGCCUGAAAGGCCUGUUGUACGCUGGUUAAAUGCUAUCAACCCUGAUCGCUUCCCAGAACAGGUCAUAAGAGAUGGCCUUACUGGUGAGGCAGCCUUGGCGUGCCAGUUGAGGCUACUGACCUCUGACCCAGGAUGCAAUCCCAAGCUGCUGCUGCAAAUGCUGCUUUAUGAAGAUUGUCACCUGCCUAGAAUACUCCUGGAAAAUUCCUAUUUUUGCCAGAAGACUGACUCAGAAAUGUCCACAAAGAAUUGCAAGGCAGGAGAUGAUUUCAUAGUUGCUUUGUUCAACUUGUUCUCCUGCUUGAAUAAUGUUCCCAAGGCUUUGACCCAGGCUCUUCAGCCAUACCUGGAGAGAGCACACAUAUGGAAAUAUCUCUAUACACUGGCAGACACUACACAGAAGGCACCAGUGGUCAUUGAUUGUGUCCGAGCGUUGGUGACAAAGUCAGCCAACAGUAUUUUGGUACACCUGGUCUCGAUGGCAGUGGCUUGGCAGGGCAUGGAGGAUUGUAGUCAAGCACACCAGUUUAAACAAAAGGUGCCAGAGAGUGUCCUGGCUAAAAUACCCAAGGACUGGAACUAUGCAGUACCUGAUGGAAGAGGGAAAGAUACUGGCUCCAAAGCUGUCAUAUCCUUAGCAAUUCAAGCAUUGUCCUUCAUUUUUACCAACCUGCCAUUGGCUGUGUCGUCGUUGCCUCUCCCUAUCCGCUUCGUCUUUCAAAUGGCAGAAAAGCAUCUCUCCCAGCAUGCCCGGCAGUUGCGCUCAAUGGGGCUGUUGCUCUGGGCGCUGCUGGGGUUUCUGAUCCAGAGUCUGGAAGACCUUGAUGCACUUGAAGAAAUCAGUGGUCUGGCUCUGGACUGCAGGGCAAAAGAAUACUUAUCUCUGCUCAGAGAGUGCCUCCAGGCAGCAAUGAGCAUCCAGCACAAGGGAAUUCCCAAACCUACAGUGCAUAAAGUACUGCAAGCUCUGGAGGAAAGACGACCCAAGUGGAUAAACAUCCAGCUGCAGAAAGCUCGCAAACUCUGUGCAGAAAGUGAUGGACAGGAAAGGAUACAGCGCAGGUGCUGACACGGAUGCACAGCCGCCACCGCCGACAACACCACCAGCCGGGCCGCCAGGCAGAAGAAUGAGGCGAUGUAUAUGGACAAGACGGGACUCCUCUUCUUUUUGCCACCCUCAAUGUCAAACAACCAAUGGCUGGCUGACAGGCAACACAGCUUCUGCCAUAUUAUAAUUACAAAGAGGAAGAGGAGAAAGAGAACGAGAGAGGGAACAAUGACAGGAAGUGUGUGUGAAGGAGAGGACUUGAUGGACGGUGGUGUGAUAGCCAUCCGUACAGAAAGGGCAAGAAACGAUGUGGGCGUAUGCCAGGGUUGGGAACUGUACACGCUUGAGGACCUUGACAUACAAUUACACGUCCUAAAAAAACACACACACACGCGCAUACACCAAUCAUUUUACUGUAGUGGGAUUCUCUGGUCAGAGUUUAUUCGGUUCCUCAUAACAAUAUUUCUAAUUAAUUUCCUUUUUCACUUCUGUUCUGGGGCAUUGCUAGAAAUAAAACUGCCUCAGGCCCAAGAUCUAAAUAUAGUCGAAAGCUUUUAGACUUAGGUUAAAGUACCCACAGAAUGUAAUUCAUAAUACUUGACAAAUGACAAAUGGAAGGGAUGGUUUCAAAAUAUUUUGUAAUAGACAAUGUGAAUUUAUUGGAGUGCAUGUUUCAAUCCCCGUUUUUCCACAGCUGUGACAGAUCUUUCUGGAGUUUUGCAACAUCUAGAGAGUAAAAUCUCAUCCUUUUCUUUUUGGUCAAAUUGGCUCAAGCCCAGUCACAUUGGAUGGAGAGCUUAGUUUUCAAGUUUUGCAAAAGUGCUUCUUUAACAGAAACGUCCUCAUGUGUGCUUUGCACUCAACAUGGCUUGUGUCAAAUGACCAAGUGUUCGGACUUUCUUUUAACAGUUCAGUAAUCUUCUCAAAAGACAGAUUUGUACAGGACAUGACUGGUAGAUGUUCCAUCAACAGAUUCAUUCACCUGAGCUGUGCAGCUUAACAGCUCCUCCAGUGUUACAAGAAUGUUCUGCUUCUUUUUAAUUUAAGUUGAAUGUCCUUCA